This is a messenger RNA of Aureococcus anophagefferens, 1098 nucleotides long. RefSeq lists its product as hypothetical. Lineage: Eukaryota; Pelagophyceae; Pelagomonadales; Pelagomonadaceae. Gene Ontology annotation, cellular component: membrane. Bases 1 to 1098 code for a protein of 365 amino acids. The record is from RefSeq and is a predicted model, not a curated record. The transcript has 2 exons.
AUGGCGGCGCUCUUCCACCAGGGCGGCCGGACGGCGGUCGUGCCGGACGCGGCGCGCCUCGGCGGGGCCGCGGCCGCGGUCGUCGACGCGCUGCGCGACCGCGCCGCGGCCGUGAUCACGGAGCACCUCGGCGCGCGGGGCCUCGUCGCCGCGGGCGCGCUGCUGACGCGGCUCUCGGCGGCGCCGGCGGACGACGCGCUCGAGCUCGACGCGGGCCACGCGUACUGGGAGCCCCACGUCGACCGGGACAACGUCGCCGCCUACGCCUACUCGGCCCUCGUCUACCUCGGCGACCAGGGCGCCGACUUUGCGGGCGGCACGCUCGAGUUCCUCGACGGCGACGGCGCGCGCGCGGUGCGGCCGCGCCGCGGGCUCCUCGUCGCCUUCUCCUCGGGCGCCGAGAACGCGCACCGCGUCUCCCGCGUCACGGCCGGCGACCGCUUCUCCCUCGCGUUCUGUUCUCCGUACGACGCCAUGGCCGUCACCGCCGCGCAGCAGCGCGCGCUCGCCGUCGGCCUCUGCGCCGCGUCCGCCCUGCUCCUCGCCGUCUUCGGGCUGCGCUACCAGGGCGCCGUCUACGACGUCGACGCCGCGACGACCUUCGCAACAACCUCGCCGAGCGCCUGCGACUUCCUCACCUGCGAGGCGAGCGGCUGCGACAAGGCUUUGAACCCCCACUACUGCGUCGACAACGGCGGCUGCUCCCCGACGCCCUGGCGCCCGGAGGACUGCGCGGAAUCGUGCUCGCUGGCGGACUGCGCGGCGCGGGAUCCGGACGGCGCGGACUCGUGCGCCGGCGUCGACUGCCCGAACGCGCGCUGCGAGGCGGCCCUGGGGCUCUGCGGCGACGACGCGCCCUUCCAGUGCCUCGAGGGGUCCGCGCGCUUCGGCUGCUCCGGCGACGCCUACGGCUGGGCGUCCGUCGCGGACACGCUCUGCUCGUCCUGCUGCGACGCGCGCACCUGCGCCCCGCCCCGGCCCCACGUCGUCGGCGGCGACCGCGACGGCCACGGCUGCAUCGCGAGCGCGGGCUACUCCUGGUGCAAGCCCCUCGACAAGUGCGUCCGCUCCUGGAAGACGCCGUGCCCGGACGCGUGA